AUGUUGCAUUGGUUCGCUGGUGCUUCCGAGGCGUCGUUUGUCCUGUUGCUGUUGGUCGUCGUGGCGACCAGUCCCAGACCAGGCAACCCAACACCGGCCUCGGGCUACACGGCCAACUACUGUCCCACAUAUUGCCAGUGCUCGCGGAUCGAGGCGGUGGGCCCGGAGGAGGGUUCCGAGGCCGGGCGCCGGGACUGGUCGAUGGCGCAGUGUUGGUUGCCCGGCCAGACCGUCCGGUUGUCAUGCGACCCGGACUGGCGAAUUCUGCAUCUGCACCGGUUGGAGGCAGCGGAGGAGGGUGAAGAGGCGACGGCCCAGUUGCUGGCGGCGUGUGACGGUGUCGAGCGUCUUGUGCUGGGCCGG
Protopolystoma xenopodis is the source of this 363-nucleotide messenger RNA. NCBI's taxonomy places the organism in Eukaryota, Metazoa, Platyhelminthes, Monogenea, Polystomatidea, Polystomatidae. The record is from the annotation of a GenBank genome assembly.